GUGCGGAGGCGACGGUUCCACGUGUCAUAAGGUAACGCACACCUUGACGCCGUCAAUAACACAGACAGGUAUAGUUCAAUACCGGAGUGUUACUAUCCCAAAGGGAACUCGCCGACUGAGUGUACGAGCACAGGAACCGUCACUGAUAGCUCAUAUUGGUAAUCAAUUAAUUAGUACAAUCAUGUACAACCACAAGUUCAACUCGUGCAAUUUGAUUGUGUCUAGCUUUGCAGACGAAAGCGGGAAAAGUAGUAUUGCACAACCCAGACAAAGACACAGUCGUUAACUACCGAGGCACUUUGAUAGAGUAUACACGCCAAUCAGACGGCAGUGAAGCGGUCACAGUACAAGGAAAAAUAACAGCUGCCUUCCUCAUCACCGUAAGAUUCCAACAUUAAGCUUUAAAGUCGAAAUUCACUCGACCAUAUGUCGAAAUAGCUUCAGGCUCCAGGAUACCGCAUGUAUCAAUCUGCUUAUCACUGUUUGUUGUUUUCUCUCAGGUGAAAUUUACCGGAUCCAUCAGAAACGUGUCAAGUUUGCCCUGGGUUACAGUCACAUACGUCAAAGACGUCAGAGAACCAAAUCAAAACAGGUAACAAGAUUCCGACCUCAAACCCUCCUCCAUUGACUUUCAUGUUGUUAAGCAGCUAUACAUGGAAUACCGGAAAUUGGUCGAUCUGCACUCGCACAUGCGGUGGUGGUGUUCAAACUCGUCAGGUCACAUGCGAGCGACACCGUCGGAGAGGGACGCCGGUCACAGCAAAGGACUCAUUCUGUGAAGACGCCGAAGGCAAUAAACCAAGUGGUAUGAGCCUCUGCAGUCCCUUCCGUUGUCCGACAUUAGACGAACCGGUCUAUGCGUGGAGCACGGGGCCCUGGUCGGAGUGUUCGAGCCAAUGCGGAUAUCAAACUCGCCACGUGGUUUGUCACGAGAUAAUUCCCGGCUUGACCACUGCGACCUCUGAUGACAAGUGCGACGCCAGCAGCAAACCCCCACAUCAGAAGCAAUGCGACGGACAAAAUUGUCAAGCACAGGGAUGCAUUGAUAGAAUAAGCAUAUGCCAAUUCGCUCUUCGAAUAGAACUCAUUCGAUGCAGUGUCCCCAGGCAAAGAAAUCUGUGCUGUGUAGCGUGUAAAACACACGUAUCAAUUUCAGCGAGAAGUAACAAGAAAGAUAACCGGCAGGGGCAACCCUAGAUGAUACGCUGUGCUAUUUCUACUGUACAAGCAUGAACAUUCGUCUCAGCAUUAAACCUUGCACAGACUGACUACGAGUUUGUUUUGACUAUCAGCUGCAGACUAAUAAUACUAUUCGAUGUAUACCAAUAUGUAUACCAAUAUGUUUAUUGUAUGCGUCAUGAGAUGCGUACUAACACUAUAACAUCACUGUACAAUUGCUAACAAACUUGCUUCCAGGUCAUCAAGUACUGACAGCACCUGCUUGCACUAAUUAUAGCUAAGUAAUCAUUAAUUGCCCAGGUGGCUCCGUGAUGUCCUACCUGUCCAGUUAAAUUUAAACAACUGAAAGUCUGGCACUCUCUGCCUGUUGACUUAGCUGUAGAAUAGUAAACAGCACUUCACAAAACCUACAUCUACUCAAAACAAAGUUUGCCACAUGGCCACAUGUUACGUAUUUUUAAAUGCAUAUGAAUAUUAAUUAAUAUCAUUAGCAAAUAUAGUCCAACCACCACUAUAGGAUAUCCGUUGUUACUAUUAGGAUGAAAAUUAAACAAAACAGGUCAAAGUCACUGCUAACACAGGGGCAGCUGUAUCCUAAUAUCCAAACGAAUGCUUUCCUCUUUCAGAAUUAAACCGCAACACAUACUCAGUGCAGUAGCCCAACUAAUAAGCCUAUCC
This is a messenger RNA of Corticium candelabrum, 1857 nucleotides long. RefSeq names its product A disintegrin and metalloproteinase with thrombospondin motifs 12-like. Gene Ontology annotation, biological process: proteolysis; extracellular matrix organization. The record is from RefSeq and is a predicted model, not a curated record. The transcript has 4 exons. NCBI's taxonomy places the organism in Eukaryota, Metazoa, Porifera, Homoscleromorpha, Homosclerophorida, Plakinidae. Gene Ontology annotation, molecular function: metalloendopeptidase activity. Gene Ontology annotation, cellular component: extracellular matrix. Bases 634 to 1197 code for a protein of 187 amino acids.